This is a messenger RNA of Caenorhabditis briggsae, 1635 nucleotides long. RefSeq names its product Protein CBR-COL-87 (gene Cbr-col-87). Bases 1 to 1635 code for a protein of 544 amino acids. NCBI's taxonomy places the organism in Eukaryota, Metazoa, Nematoda, Chromadorea, Rhabditida, Rhabditidae. The transcript is spliced from 3 exons. The record is from RefSeq and is a predicted model, not a curated record.
AUGCACUCAUCAUAUUCCUAUUUCCAUCCGUUAUCCUACUUUUCCACAUUAUUCCUUCUAACUUCUCUGUCUUUUUUGGUGUAUUUUGUAACGGAUGUUCAGAAGUUUGAAGAAGAAUGUAAGAGUCAGAUGAUUGUAUUCCAGGUUGGGAAUUCCAGGAUGUAUAUUCUUAAUUUUGAUUUUCAGACUUUUGAGCAAGCGGCCUGGAAAGAUAUUAUUCAGUUAGAGAAGUUACAUGCAAGAGCUAGAAGAGAUGUUGGUUUCCUAACAAAACGGAAAACUAGAAGACGUCAAAAAGUGAAGAAACACAAACGUCCUGUUCAAAUUAUACAACAAGAAUUUGUCCCUGUGGCCGAAGAGGUUGACGAGUAUAAAAAUUCUGAUUGGAGGAAAGAAUCUGAAGAUGAAUCCACGGAUGUUGAGACAUCUACAGAAGUUUAUAUAGAAGAAAAAGAAGACGUGCAAGGAUCUUCUCCUUUUUCCGAGAAUUCAGAUGAAAACGAAACAGAAAACAAUGGAUAUUCUGCACCUAAAAAUCCCACAAAUCCGGAAAAGAUAAGAAAUAUGGAAAGAAGAGAAAUGAAGUUAAAAAACGGAUAUACCAAAAAAGGGCUGGAAACCGACAAUGGUGAGGAAGGAGAGAAAAAAGAAGAAGACGUUGAAGGAUAUGAAGAAAGAGAAGAUAAUGAAGACGAAGAAUGCGCUGACACUGACCUAAAAUGCUACGGAAACCCUUGUCCACGCGGCCCAGCAGGUCCCCCAGGACCUCACGGAUCUCCCGGAGAAGAUGCUCCAGAUGGCGUAGACGGAGGCAAUGGAACCGAUUGGGAACUUCUUGUCGAAGAUCGAGUAAUCGUGUUGGGAUGUGUGAAGUGUCCUCAAGGCCCACGUGGCGUAGAAGGUGAUCCUGGACCACCGGGAGAUAAGGGAGGCACCGGGAAGAAUGGUAAUCCAGGACUUGAUGGAUAUGAAGGAUUCCCUGGGCAAUCUGGACAAGAAGGAGAGGCUGGAUAUGAUGGAGAUUAUGGUCCAGAUGGAUGGGCAGGGCAGCGUGGAGAGGAUUCGAAAAUCUAUAAAAACCUUCCAGGGCCACCGGGUCCAUCAGGCGCCGCAGGUCCGCCUGGAGAAGUUGGAGGAUAUGGUAAUUUAGGUUAUGGAGGAAUAGAAGGAGUUGCUGGAGUGGCUGGAGCUCCAGGAGAACAUGGAAUUCCAGGACCACCGGGAGCUCCCGGAACGCCUGGCGAACCAGGAAUCCCUGGGGAAUACGUCGGCCAAUGCAAGUGUCCAGAACGUCGUCGAUCGGUUGUCAAUUCUUAUCCUCAACCUCCUCCUUCCUAUUACACUGUUCCUUAUUCAAUGACUACAGAAGCCUACUUGACGUCUUCUGAUUAUCCAGUCUAUGUGGAGACAACUACACAAGAGGUUCCCACUACUUCCAUUUAUCGGUAUUUCGUAAAAGCCGCUACUCCGGGAUACAAAACCAUGGAGACGACAUCUGAAUACGUGGAAACUACAACGGUCGAGUAUUCCACCGAAGCGAAGAGCCAAUACGUUGAAGAUACAUCCACACAUAUUGCGGAAGCUUCCAAAGCUUUCGAGCCGCCUGAAGAUCAUCCUAGAAUUCCGAAAAGUUAA